Messenger RNA from Peronospora matthiolae, 1005 nucleotides. NCBI's taxonomy places the organism in Eukaryota, Oomycota, Peronosporomycetes, Peronosporales, Peronosporaceae. The record is from the annotation of a GenBank genome assembly.
AUGAGCUCUUCUCCCUCGACCUUCGCUGGUCUCCGGGAGCUUCUGACCGAUACGAACCGCGUCGUGAUUCUGGACGGAGGAUUUGCCACUGAAUUGGAAAAAGAUCCGCGUGUUGAUCUUAGCACCAGCGCCUUGUGGUCGGCGUCGCUGCUUCUGGAUCGGAAUCGGCACCUCCAGUCAGUGAUUGAGAAGGCGCAUAAGACUUACUUUCUAGCAGGAGCUGAUGUAGCCACUACUGCCAGUUACCAGGCGUCAGCCGAAGGACUGAAGCGCGAAGGUGUGACGAAGAUGGAGGAUAUCGAGAGGCUCUUUGCCAAGAGCACUGAUCUGGCUGUGCAGGCGCGGGAUGCUGCAUGGAAGGAGCUGGAUCAGAGCAAACGUAUCAAGCCGCUGGUGGGUGCAAGCAUUGGCUGCUACGGCGCUGCACUGGCGGACGGAUCGGAGUACCGCGGCGAGUACAACAAGAGCAAAGAAGAGCUUGUAACGUGGCACCGACAUCGCUUCGCGUUCUUUACGAACUACGCACACGCUGAUCUGUUGAUUUGUGAGACGAUCCCGUGUCUUGUUGAGGUGGCGGCAUUCGUCGACUUGUUGAACGAGUUCCCGACUGCUCAUGCUAUUCUUGCAGUGGCCUGUCACAACGGCACGGAACUCAACAGUGGCGAGCCGAUUGCUCAUGUCCCGAAGCUUCUGGCCAAGCUGAAGGAUCCGUCACAGCUGCUUGCUAUCGGCAUCAACUGCACACCGCCGCAGCACGUGGAAAGUCUUUUGCGCGAAUUGAGCUGUCCGUGGCCGAAGGCCGUGUACCCAAAUAGCGGAGAAGCAUGGGAUGGAGUGAACAAAGAGUGGCUUCCGGCCGAUAGCACCGGUAGUGCCAGCUCUUGGGAAGAGUUCGUUCCGAGAUGGUACGAUGCGGGUGCACGUUUCUUUGGCGGCUGCUGCCGUACGUCCCCUGACGACAUUCGCGCUAUCCGCGAGUACUUUGAGCGUCGUCAUCUAGUGUAA